Anopheles bellator is the source of this 987-nucleotide messenger RNA. Its product is annotated as zinc finger protein 891-like. Gene Ontology annotation, molecular function: RNA polymerase II cis-regulatory region sequence-specific DNA binding; DNA-binding transcription factor activity; zinc ion binding. The record is from RefSeq and is a predicted model, not a curated record. Bases 1 to 987 code for a protein of 328 amino acids. Gene Ontology annotation, cellular component: nucleus. The transcript has 4 exons. Gene Ontology annotation, biological process: regulation of transcription by RNA polymerase II. NCBI's taxonomy places the organism in Eukaryota, Metazoa, Arthropoda, Insecta, Diptera, Culicidae.
AUGGAAAUGGAAACGAUCAUCCAGCUCAAAGAAGCAUUGUCCUCUGGGGACUCGAGCGUGUGUCGGUUGUGCUUGUCGCCUGAUGUGACUUCAGAACCACUGACGCAAGACCCAUCGGACCAAUAUCUUGUACAAAAAAUCUUCGAUUGUACAAGCAUUCAGAUUGUACCCUUAACAGGCAUUUCUUCGGUCUUGUGUACCGACUGCAAAACACGCGUGGAGGACUUUUAUCUGUUUCGUUACCAAUGUAUUAAAAACAACGACGUUCUCAACGAAUUUGCUGCACAAAUCAGCAAAUCGCUAUUGGACGAACCAGAAUCAGAGAAAACAGUGUAUUCAAACGAGCUUGUGCAACAAAGUAAUAGUUCAACAAUGCUUGCACUAAGGUGUAAAGAACGUAUAGUUGAUUAUAGGAGUAACCAACAGAAUCAAAAGUGUAACAACGCUCAAGAACCAAACAUGGUGCACGAGUUCCAUAACCAUGACGGUAUCAAUCUGCCGGAAGAAAACGACCUAACACCCAAGCCGUUUCAGUGCAAAACUUGUCAUAAAUCUUUCAAUGCACCUUCAAGCUUGCUCAUACAUAGAAGAAUUCAUACCAAUGACAGACGGUAUCAAUGUUCACAAUGUCCCGCCAAGUUCUACGACUCAUCUUCCCUUAAAACACACAUACGCUAUCAUACCGGCGAAAGGCCUUACGUCUGUAAAGUUUGCGACAAAGCGUUCUAUACGCCCGCCCAUCUAAGAACUCAUGCCAAAAUCCAUAACAAGGACGAACAGCAUCAAUGCAGCUACUGUCCUGCUAGCUUCACUCAACCUGCACAGCUCAAGAUUCACAUUCGUACGCACACCGGUGAAAGACCUUUCAUGUGCGAAAUUUGUGGUAAUGCGUUCUACUCAGCAGGAGAUCUUAACAAACACGUUAAAAAUCAUACAAAAAAAUCCACAAUUUCUUUAACCGAUUCAUAUAAAAAUACCGUGCAAUAA